Molecule: messenger RNA, 2092 nt
Organism: Monascus purpureus
Lineage: Eukaryota; Fungi; Ascomycota; Eurotiomycetes; Eurotiales; Aspergillaceae
Source: the annotation of a GenBank genome assembly
CGGUGGACUACAAGCGAUAUUUAGCAGAAAACGUUCUCAAUGAACAUAAGACAGUCACCUACCGAUCUUUGAGCCGGGUGUUCGGAAUUCAUUCAAAUCUAGCCAAGCAUUGUGGGAAAAAAAAGGAUCCUUUACGAAUUUCACCACGCCGAGAAUAUCAAAAGACCACGCAGCGUAGAUGCAACAUACAUCAUCACCGGUGCUCAGAAGUUAGAGGAAGGGGCAUCUACGUCUGUGGCGAAUGGGAUACACAAAGAUCAGGGCGAUGAUGAUGUUAUGCCGAGUAGUCCGUACAUAAGCAGUUCUCUACCGAAUCAAGAUGCGGAUUCGCAGGCUGUUCAGAGGGCAUCUGUUAUAUUGGUCCGGGAGGAGGAUUUGAAUGAUGCAAAGUCGACGUUUACCUCUAUUUCAUCAAUUCAUAUUUAUAGCUUGCAGUCGACUGUUUUGCCGGAUUUGAAUGUAUUGACGGAUGUUAGCCGUGAGAUGUCGACUGUUCAUGCAAAUGAGGACCCCUUGGAGCAUGGGAAACAAUGGGGGAUGGUUCAAAACAAAUACGUCAAGAGGCGAAACGGUGCGCGACCUCCUCCGCCUCCCGCCAUACAAAAAGAAACAGCUCCUGCAAAACAACCUGUUCUCAAGGAGUUCCCAGCGCAGGAGAUGAAGAUGGAGAGUAAAAAGAAUGACGAUGCAGACUUGAAGCAGCCAUCGAAGCCUGGUCCAUCUGAGCCUACAUCAAAACCGUCAGGGAACACAGCACCGUUGAAGCGACAAAGGAGUGAUAUUCUCAGUUCAUUCUCAAAGGCACAGGCCAAACAAAAGGAAAGACCGGCAAGAAAAGCAGUUUCCGCUGCUGAGUCUGCUGAAUCUAGUGGCGCCGUCGAAGAUGUAAUGUUCAAUGAUGCGUCAGAAGAAGAAGAGCCUGAAGAACUCUUCCCCGAUACAGGGAAAAGAGAGGCUAUCAUCAGUCACGAGACGAAGAAAGAACGAGAAGCGAAGCUGAGAAAGAUGAUGGAGGAUGACGACGAAGAGAUGCCCGAUGCCGUAGAACCCGCCGAAGAACCCGCCGAAGAAGCACUGACCAUUGACCAACCUCCGAAGAAAGAGGAAUUGAAGGAGCAAGUGACCGUUGUAGGAGGCCGGCGAAGAGGCCGGCGACAAAUUAUGAAGAAGAAAACGGUCAAGGACGAAGAGGGCUAUCUAGUGACUGUCGAGGAACCUGCUUGGGAGUCGUUUUCAGAAGACGAGCCCGCACCGCUGCCCAAGAAGAAACCAGCCGUGAGUUCAGCCAAGGCGAAGCCGGGUGGGAAACCAGGACAGGGGAAUAUCAUGUCUUUCUUUUCGAAGAAAUGAGAGGAAAUGAUGACAAGUGCCUAUCGUCAGUAUAAAGAUUAGAUGGAAUUACCUAUUAGUUAACAGCAAAGGUGACUAAUUUCAUUGUACAUUGUAGAGCAGCCUUUUUUCCACUGAGGGAGUCAUUGUACGGGGACGUUGUGAUGUGCUCCAGUAUGCACCUCUAUAGCUUGGUUCGCAGUCUUACCACUGGCAGCAUUGCAUCAAACCUCCCCCACAUCCCCUUCCAGAACUGCUAGAACGCGAGACACACGCCACAGUAUUGUGACGCUUUUCUUCCUCUCUACCUCUUCCCCUCGAGAAAGCCACAGAUCAUGAGAUAUGUCGUGAUGAGAGAAAAGGUCAGGAGCCCAAAGAUCUUUAAAAUUAGACUGAUCCAAGCGUCUAGCACUUGGACCCCAAUAAGGAAGCUCGUAGGGCGCCAUCGUUGCAAUUGUUAGGAUGAUGGUUGACAAGAUGGACGGGGGUGUGCAUAUUAUGGGAGUGUCUGAAGGCAUCCAUCACACUGCUACCGUGGACAAUGAGAUGUCAUUUCCCGGAGUACAGUCUUUUGUUCUUCCGUCUGAUAAUAUUAAUGUAUAUCAUCAAGAGGCUUGAGACAUACGUACUCUGGUAGAUAUUUGUCGCCUUUCGACGCAGUAUCUACCAGCAAGCUGGCAGUGACAUUCAGCCUUUGGGACAGAUUGUCCAAUCUCUUUCUGUAGGAUCUCUUCCGAUAACUGAAGAAGCCAGUUUAGCAGAG